GAUGUUGCUGCUGGACUAAAAAUGGCGGCGUGUGGCGGCGACGGCCGCGGUUCCUGCUUUCUCCCGUCCUCGCGCUGGGCGCUGCUCCUCUCGGCGGUUCUUCUGUGGGGCGGCGCCGCGCGGGCCCGCGUCCACCACCUCGUCCUCAAGAAUGACGUGCGGCAGAAAGUUCAUCUCAACACGUUUGGCUUCUUCAAGGAUGGCUCCAUGAUGGUCAACGUCCGCAACCUCUCCGUUGACAGGAACCACCUGGUGGGAUUCACUUUAGAUCGGACACGGAAUGAUGGAUUCUCCACUUACCUGGAUGAAAAAUUGGAUUAUUGCAUUUUGAACAGAACAUCACACGAUGUGUCUAUCAAAAUCCUACUUGUGAACUUCACAGACUAUAGUGUGAAAAUCAAGCCCAAAGUUGAAACUCCCCAGCUGCCCAAAAUUGUCUUUGCAAAUUGGACUGCGCAUUUGGGGGCUACUCCGGUCAAGGGCUCGCCUGCAGAGGAGCAGCCGCUUCAGGACACUGAGACGAAGCAGGCAACCCCCAAAAUGGUGACAGCAACCCAGGUGGCCGCUGAGGAAUCGCAUCCCUUCCAGAACAUAACAGGUGGCCUUUCUUUCCAGUUUCUCUUCAGCAUCUCGGAGAGCCAGGAAGGUCUUUACAGCCUCUAUUUCCACAAGUGCGUCAACAAGAAUGCGCUGAGCGAGCUUUUCAGCCUGGACAUAGAGAUUCAGGAGAAGAACCCUGGCAGCUACCUCUCAGCGGGAGAAAUCCCACUCCCCAAGCUCUACGUUUCAAUGGCCCUCUUCUUCUUCCUCUCUGGAGUCGUGUGGGUCCACCUCCUCCGGAAACGCAGGGCUGACGUGUUCAAGAUUCACUGGCUGAUGGCCGCUCUUCCUUUCACCAAGUCCCUUUCUCUGGUCUUCCACGCAAUCGACUACCACUACAUCUCCACGCAAGGCUUCCCCAUCGAAGGCUGGGCCGUGGUCUACUACAUCACUCACCUGCUGAAGGGCGCCCUGCUGUUCAUCACCAUCGCCCUCAUUGGCACUGGCUGGGCCUUUGUUAAGCAUAUCCUUUCCGAUAAGGACAAGAAGAUCUUCAUGAUAGUCAUCCCGCUGCAGGUCUUGGCGAACGUGGCCUACAUCAUCAUAGAGUCAACAGAAGAAGGCACAACAGAAUACAGUUUGUGGAAAGAGAUCCUUUUCCUGGUAGACUUGCUGUGCUGCGGAGCCAUCCUGUUUCCGGUUGUAUGGUCAAUAAGACACUUACAGGAGGCUUCUGCGACAGACGGUAAAGCUGCCAUCAACCUAGCAAAGCUGAAGCUGUUUAGACAUUACUACGUCAUGGUUGUGUGUUACAUUUACUUCACACGGAUCAUUGCCAUCUUCAUCAGGUUCGCAGUUCCGUUCCAGUGGAAAUGGCUUUAUCAGGUCCUGGAUGAAAUGGCCACCCUGGUGUUCUUCAUCCUAACCGGAUACAAGUUCCGGCCGGCCUCAGACAAUCCUUACCUGCAGCUCUCUCAGGACGACGAGGACGACUUGGACAUGGAGGCUGUGUAA
Molecule: messenger RNA, 1554 nt
Organism: Gekko japonicus
Lineage: Eukaryota; Metazoa; Chordata; Lepidosauria; Squamata; Gekkonidae
Gene: GPR107
Product: G protein-coupled receptor 107
Exons: 17
Coding region: 22-1554 (510 amino acids)
Biological process (GO): clathrin-dependent endocytosis
Cellular component (GO): Golgi apparatus; membrane; clathrin-coated vesicle
Molecular function (GO): clathrin heavy chain binding
Source: RefSeq, a predicted model, not a curated record